CUUUUAAAGAGUACAACAUAAUUAUUUUGAUAAUAAUAUAUAUUAAACAAUUCUCAUUCUUGAUUUGAAGAUAUUAUUUUAAAGAUUUACAUUCCAAUAUACUUUUACAUCUCAAUUCAUAAAAAUUAUAUAAUAAUUGAAUAAUGAGAAUAUAUUUUAUUUAAUGAAACUGUACACACUUUCUUCAUGUAUGUAAAUUAGGUCUGUUUAGCGCCAUGUAAUCUCUUUUCACUAUUUAAUAUUUCGAAAAUAAGGAUAUUCUCAAAACAAGAAUGUUCUUUUUCUCCGUGCGGCUGGCAGCUUAUAAAUUUUAAUAUUAAAUUUUAUUUCCGGAUUCUUCAAAUUCUCUGAACGAUAUACAUAUAUAUUGUAGAAAUAUUAGUUUUCGCGACUUUUCUCUUUAUUUCUUUUUUGUUUAUAUCGAGUGUAGUCCGCGGAAAUGGGCACGUGACCGCUUUCGUAUUGUGACACGCAACUGUUACGCACAAAUAUUUGACAUUGCCUAUUCGCAAGCGAGAAGCUCACUUCCUGCAUCCGAAGCGUAUUUUUUUCCCUGUUUCCCCUUUUUUUUUCAUCUCGCCUGCUUGCCCACCCAACGAUUUCUCCCAAUUUAUUUUUGUCGCGAACGCAAGCCAGUGCGUGGCCGCGUUACAUGCGAAAAAAAUACACGCCGCGCACGAAUGCAUUGAUGAAUCUAUCUUUCUCUCUUUUUCGCGAUGGCAUCGGCGGAUUUCCUCGUUGACCCGCGGAAAUAAAAUUGCGAUAUUGCGAAUAGGAAUUCGGUCGAGGCACCGACCCGUUAUUUUUUAUAUUUACGAAGGGAGGAAAGAGGGCGAUUAAAUAGUUGAUGCAAGACGAUAUCGAAUGUAACUUUUAAAUUUAAAUUGGCAGGCUUCGUUACUGAAGAUAGUAAAGCAUUCCCGGGUCAAGGAGGAACUUCUUAAGAGUCGUAACUAUCGGCCCUGCGGGUAGGAUCGACCCGGGAUGAUGCGUACGCAAGAAAGGUGGAAACGCACGCAUAUACGGGCGACAGGGGGAAAAGUGCGUGAGCGGAAGUGCGAUAAAGCGGCGGGGCACCGUUGAACGUGAUACAUAAUCGCCGCGUACUUGACGAGCGAGCACGUGCCGGUUUCCACGGCACCUUCAACCCCGUAAAUCGUACGGUGAAAUUUUUACGGAUGCGCGUGCAGACGCGCGACCCGCGUCGCCGUGACGGUGAAAUUACCCGGCGAUUUCGGCCGAAAAAGAAAGAGAAACGCUGUACCGUUGGCAGUUCGUUCUCACGGCGAGCACGGGAGAGAUCAUCAUCGCUUUUACCUUAUUACGUGCCCGAGAUGCCCCGGUACCGACAAGGGACGUCAGACUGGCGCCCGUGCACCCGCGUGGAACGUUUUUACUCGAAACCGAUAAAGUUUAUACCCUGCGCAAUCAAUCGCGCCGUCCAAAGUACAAUUUUCAUGUCGAGUAAUUAAAUCACGCAGACGUUGAUUGAACCUGCGACCUAAACCGCAUGCAUCCGAGAGCAUCGGAAUAAUUUUCAUAGGUGGCCACCCCGCCUCGACACGAAACGAUGAACGACGCUCGAACCGUUUGAUUAAUUAAUAUCAACGUUGCGAACCGUGCGAACGGGCUGUUUACUUCCCGGCGAACUUUCCACUAAUCCGAACUCUCCGCGUCCGCGCGCACAACACACUUCGCGAGUAUUACCGCGCGAGCGUGACGGUGAAAAGAUGACUCUCUCUUUCUCGCGUGUUCCGCCUCGCAGAAGAGGAUUUAUCGUGCCAAACAAAUUGUCGCGAAUUCGUCUGACGAAUGCUUAACGAGACACACGGCACGUACCGAUGCAUCCCGGCGAUAUCGCGACGUAAUCCGAGAAGCGUCGCUUUCGCGUCAUUGUCCCGCUCGCGGCGCGACAACAACAAAGACACCGCCGCGGGUGAAAUGGCGAACGCCCGAAGGUAAAUUCGGGCGCCUGAGGUGCGAGUUAGCGCCGCACAAAGCAGCGGAACGAUUUACAACCCGUGUAGAAAUGUUGGUAAGAUUCUAAUAAGGCUCUCGACUAAUUGGUCUGAAUAUAAAUCUGAGCUUUCCACGAGGGGCAUGUAACAAAAUAUUUUCGUCGGGUUAAAAUAAGAAGAUGUUUCUUAUGACAUCCCUAAUAGAUAAUGAUCGAGGCCUCGACACGAAAUCAUCCUUAAUUAAUUUCUACUCGAGAAUCGCUUCCGUGGCGAAGAGCGAGCGAGUGUCGCUCAUAAGAUCCCGGCAGCGCGCGAUGCACGGGAUUCUCUCGUUAUCGCGGACAAGCAAAACUCACCGCCCACCGUGCAAGAAAGGGACUCGUUUCCGGCGCUGACUACGUGGCACGGUUGAACACGCGGCGAAUAACGUCGGCGUGCAGUCGUGCGCGCCUCCCGCCUCGAUCUUGGUUCAUCGCGGAAGUCUCGCCCGAAGAUACGCAUCUUCCUCCUGCGCCCGGUAAUUUUCCUCUCGUGUUUUGCGCGUUACGCUUUGAUUCGCGCUACUUGCGGCGGCUCCAAGCCAAGUUACAACGGCGGAAAAUAGAAAUUAAAGAAUCCAACGACACGUUUGUGCGCCGCGUGCUCGCUCGCUCGCUCGCUCGUUCCGUAACGCAAAUCUGCGGUAACCCUCACGCUACGCCGCCGCUACGCCGUGCCGUCGUACAGCCAAGUUUCGAACUUAAUCUCGCGCGAUCCAUUGUUCUGCGAAUUUAUUGCACCUAGCGUUCCUUUUUCAACGCGUACUUCUGCAGAUAUGUCAAAAUAUAUUCGUGGCUAAGUUAUGAAGCAUGCAAAACUUUAAAACUCAUAAUUUUCCUGUCAAGAAUAUUUCCAUAAAGUAUUAUUAAAAUUUUUGUAAUAUCGUGUGCGUGUGUUAGAAUCAAAUAAAAUGUAUCAAAAUGUAACGAAAAGGGUAAGGGAAAUGGAUCCGAAUAUUAAAUUUGGAUCGUGUUCCGAUAUAUUAGAUUGCCAGUACUGAAAAUCUGUUUCUGGAAUUCAUAGUCGAUUCUUAUUUCAAAAUUAUCUUGAGUUAAUAUCGUAAUAUGCUAACAUGACUCUGUGAUUGGUUGAUAUCUUAAAAUAGUAUUUAAUACGAUCUUAAUAUAAUAACUAGGAAUAUCGUAAAUUUUCACAAUUUAUGUUUAUAAUACCAAUAAAAGUUAUCGAAAUUAAAAAACUACAGAUUUCUUAGAUGUUUUUCUCUUUUUCUGUUCAACGAUAAAAAAAUUUGUUCGUGAAUAUUCGAAUUUUGGCCCUGCAACUAGCUGAAAAAAAAAACUAAAAAGUUUGUUUUAUAAAUAGCUUAUGCAACGAAAACCUUAUUUUGACCACUUAAAUAAAUAAUUUUCAAUUGAGUAAAUAAAGCUAAAUAAACUUUUGCAUGAAUAUUUAUUCAUCAAAAUCAGUUUUAUUAAUAUACAUAAAAAAUUUAAUUUAAUUUUUAAUGCUACUUUCUCAUCAAAUCUGUAAAUAAGUAUUAGAGGAAAAACUAGUAUUAUGGCUACUGCUAAGCAUUAUGAAUUAUCUUUGUUGUUAGAUGACAAAUUCCUAUUAAUGAUUGCUUAUGAAAGCAUUUGUUUAGUAGCCCGCCAUUAUGUAGUGACGCUAAUAAGCCAAUUAUAUAAUAGCCAAUUAUUAUAAAGCGUUUUUAUAUUUUAACAUUUGGAAACUUUUUCAAGGUACAUUUGAACAUUUAAUUAUAUAAUCUCUUAUUGUUUUUAAACUUGAUCGUAUUACGAAUGUCAUACGAAUAUAUGUUCACUCGAGUGUUUUUUUUUUUGUUAUUCAACUUUUUAUUCGGCACACAUUUUGAAUUAUAGAAAAUUAUUAAUAGUAUAAUAUUUCAUUAAUAUGGCUACUUAAGCGAGAUUUUCAUAUCGAGGUAGAUUAAGGUAGAUACGUGUAUAUAAAAAUCACUAAAUUUUUGUAAACUUGUAAAAGUGAUGAAAAUUAAUUUAAACACACGACCCAAUGUAUGUAUAAAUAAUAAACUGAAAUAUUAUCGUGUGUAUCAAGCGAUAAGACGGAAAGGAAAAACAAUAAGGCAGAUAAAUAGAAAUAAAAUAUUACUUUGAAGAAAAAUCCGCUCGAGGAGCACACGAAAGGAAGCACAGAGGGUAUUACGCGGCAAGAGUGCCUCGAGAUGUAAUCAGGAAUUGGAGAAAAUAGGAAAAGAAAGAGGAAAAAGAGCGAAGCAGAGAGACAGGGUGUUAAACGCGCGCCGAAGCGGCGACGAGUCGACGAGUCAAGUGCACUCGCCGAGAGCGAGCGGCCGACACGUCGUCGUCGUCGUCGGCGAAGCCCCGCGUCCUUGCCAGCUCCCUACUCCGGACUCCGGAGUUCUCUCCUCGAGGAGAGUGGGAGUCCGUAUCCAUCCCUACUACGACGGCCUCGCCACCCUCUCCUCCGUGCCACCACUACGCCGCGCUAUGUAAGAGCCCGCACAUGUUACCCCGCGGUUCCAGUCUCGCAGCGGCACUCGCGAGCGUCGUUUCGCACAUUUGAUAGAGCGCGCGGUACGGAUCGCCUGGCGGGCAGGAAGGGGCGAUAAAACGCUCUUUCUCUCUCUUUCUCUCUCUACCUCGCGCACGGAAGGACGCAGAGGGAGAGAGACACCCACGUAACUGCGGACACUGCGCGCACAGGUACCCGCGAGAGGGGGAGGUCCGUGCGUGUGUGUAUGUGUGUGUAUUGUGAGCGUGUGUGUAUACGUUACGUGUACGCGUGCGCGCGCGACGAGUUCCCUUUUCAGUGCCUCGCGCGGAGCCGCCGCGACCUCGUCGUCGAAUCGUCGCCACGUUCGCCCGAAGGCCGAAGAGCAGUUAAUCGGGUGGCGUGAUAGGAGAGGAGCACAAGGAGGAGGAGAAGAGGAGCAGUCAGCCACCGUUUCCGUGCCCAUUCAGCAUCCCGCAUUAGCACUCUUCCCUUUUCCUUCGUUUUACCCUUUUUUCCCUUUUUUAUCCUCCCCCCCCCCUUUUUUUACUUUUGUACGUACGAAUUGAUACACGGCGCGACCCGCGACGCGUGUGUGAAAUUUACACGAGUGGGAAGCGCUUGCUCCGCGCUGUCGAUUGAACUGUCCGCCCCUCGUCUCGGCGUUUCAGUGUUUGCGAGAGUGUGAAAAGAGGAGGAAGUUCCGUUCUCGACGACGACGACGACGACGACGAGAACCUUCGCGUUGUGGAUAAAUCACGCGACAGGUGCGGAGAAGGAGGAGGAGAAGGAAUCGAAGGGAGCAGCUCCGACGUCGCCGUCGGGAUAACGCGCGACGUAUCGACGUGACAGGCACUCUUUCCGCGUUUGUUGCAGAUCCCGUGACGUUCGCGAUUUGUGACUCGCAAGAGGGUAGUCUGCGCGCGGUGAAAAAAAUCGACCGUCGGGUCGCGGGGCGUCAGCGGCAUCCGACAAUUUCGUUAGCCAGGUAUAUACCACCACCCGGAACAAUCCCUCGCCCGUGGCAAGACGGCCGAUCGUGUGGACGUCCUCGGUGCUAUCUCGGCGUGGCCGCUACGUGCGACGACAACAGCCCAAAGAUUCUCCCACCGAAGGCCAAGAUGCAUAUCGAGGUGCAGGUGGCGCUUAACUUCGUGAUAUCGUACCUCUACAAUAAACUGCCGCGCAGACGGGUGAACAUCUUCGGUGAGGAGCUGGAGAAGGCGCUCAAGGACAAGUUCAAGGGCCACUGGUAUCCGGAGAAGCCGUUCAAGGGCUCGGCGUUCAGGUGCCUGAAAACCGGCGACCCGGUCGAUCCGGUGCUAGAGCGCGCCGCGAAGGAGAGCGGCGUGCCGAUCCAGGACAUCCUGGAGAACCUGCCGGCCGAGCUCGCCGUCUGGGUCGAUCCUGGUGAGGUGAGCUAUCGUAUCGGCGAACUGAACGCCGUCAAGAUCCUCUACUCGGAGACUGGCGACCCGCACGAUGAAACCUCGGCCGAUCGCGAGGUCACCAAGACCUUCAAUCCGGAGGCGCAGUGCUUCAGGCCGAUCGAGGCCGUGAGCACGUCCUUGAGCGGUCUCAGUCUCAGUCCGAAGUCGACCUCGCCGUUCUCGAGCUCUCUCGGCAGUAAUACCAGCAACGGCUCGUCCAACAACCAGCAGAACGGCCACGGAUCCGGUUCCUCGUCUGCGCCCUCACCCACGCCCAUCACCAGCUCCUUCAAGGGCUCGCCCAGCCCCGUACCGGCCUUUAUCCCGCGUACCACCGCUCCGCUCACCUUCACUACCGCCACCUUCGCUCAGACCAAGUUCGGCAGCACCAAGCUCAAGACUAGUAGCAAACGCGCCAACAGGAUGUCACCCACCGAGUUCUCGAACUAUAUAAAGCAGCGCGCAGCGAUGCAGCAGCAGAUUCACCAUCACCACCAUCAUCAGCAGCAACAGCAGCACCAGUCGCAGCAGCAGCAGCCGCACCAGUCGCAGCAGCAGCAGCACCAGCAGCAGCAGCAGCAGCAACAACAGCAGCAGCAGCAGCAACAACAGCAGCAAGCAUCCGCGGCUGGCGCAGGUUUGCCAGUCUCGCAGAACUCGCCACGCAGUCGUAGCCUAUCGCCCGGCAGCAUAGUCGCUGGUGCCGGACAACAACAUGCGGACCCGAGUGCGUACUUCUUCCAACACGGCCCGGCUGCGGCCACCGCGGCGUACCACGCGUUUCCCCAUCGCAACAUCUUCGACUCGUCGGCAAGCCACGGCGGCUACCUGCCAGCCGAUCUCUACACCGGCACCAAAUUCCCAUCAUCGUACCUCGACCCGACCACACUUGCCAGCCAUCAGUUCUACGGUGGCGGCAUGAACGGUAGCGGUGCCGGCACUGGCGGUGCCGUGAACGGUAGCAACGGCGCCGGGACCGGUACCCAGGGCGCCGGUAGCGCUGGUACCAACCUCGGUCCGAUCGGCUCUGCGACGACCAACGGCAAUGUCAACGCCGGCGCAGCCGCCGCGGCGCAGCAGCAGCAGGACAAGAGCGCCCUGGUCGAGGGCCUCAACAACUUCGGCCUCGGCUCGGUCGCGCCCUAUCCGGCCAGCCAAUAUCAGCACCUGCUUGUGGCCAACUAAUACCUCGCGCGUGCACAUCAAGUCUUGAACAAUACCGUCGCCGCGUCUCGCGGCGACGGUAACAGCGUUCUCGUUUUCGGUGCCGUUGGUUCGGCGAUAGACAAGAAAAAGAAAAGGCUGUCGCCUCCGAGACUCCGUCGUCGAGACGUUGUCCAGAGUCCGGCUACCUGAAGAUGAACGUCCAUCCACCAGUCGAGUCGGUCACGCUCUAUCUCCUCUCCCCCGAUCAAAGAAUUCGCCGGUUACGAUGUCCGUUAUAAUCCUCUCCCGCGAUUCUCAUCCAGAAUGCUUCUCAGAACGCUCGUUCGAUCUUUCGUUCGAUCUUUCCUAAUCCAAGAAGUCCAAGACACUGUGUACAUAUAUUAUCGAUAGUUACUGACGAACGAUGGGGGAGGGGGGGGAGAUAGAGAAGAGGAAAAAAAAGGCCGCCGAACGAUCGACACCGAUGACGAUCACGAAAGCGAUCGAGAUGAGAAAAGAAGGCGCGAUAGAACGGAGAGAAAGAGAGAAAGAGAUAACGUGUGCGUGUGGAGACGAUGCCUGGUUCUGAGGUACGUCUGAUUGCGAGGUAGCGUGUGCGUGCAGAAACGUUUUAGGCGUGGAGAAGAGAAGAGGAGACGGAAGGAAGCGGCUAACGGCUAACGAGAGCGUGUAUAUGUGUUAAAACCCGAUAAGGACUCGAUUGGCGAUGGCGCGAGACGCUCGUUCGAGACAGAAGCCACCGUGUGGCUACUACGACACACAUAUACACGUAACACGUAUACACGUGCACACGUACAUUUAUAACACACGCGCAAUGGUAUAUCAUAUGCAUGUAGCGCAUUGGCGACACUCGAACGACGCGUCAAGCGCGCAUCUGGGACAGUAAGACAAACUUGACAUAUUAUAGAGAUACACACACACACACACACACACACAAAGACACAGAUAUAACAUAUUAUACCGAUCUUCCCUUAUAUACAUCCCGUGCAUACGAUACGAACCCACGCGGGCACACGUAGGCCACCACACACACGCGAGCAUCACCCCAUGCACGAGACACACGUACUACGUAUUAACGAAACAAAAAAGGAAAAGAGGAAAACCACAUAUAACGCGACACACUGACCCACACAGAUAUUACCAAUGUGUAAUAAUUUAUUUUUUCACUGGUAUAUAGUCGGAGAAUUGAAUAAUGAAUAUAUAUCUGUAGAGCCUAUGUAUUAUAUUCAAGAUGCACUCACUCUUCACUGGGUUCUCGCGAAACGGUAGGAACUACACACUUGUCCCCCACUCGUGUCGAGCGAGCCGUCGGUGUCGGGAGAUCCGUGGACCGAUAAAAGAUCGAUAAGGUAAGGUGUCUUCCCAAGUCUUUUUCUCCAUCGAACGAGCGCCGAGGCGAGGCGACGCCGAGCGUCGCUUCGUUUCGCGCGAGAAUCAUGGCCGAAUACGCGAUCCCGGGUGGAAAGCUAUUCAAGCGCUAAAUACGUAAAGCUCUUUUAAACGAGCCAAAGAUUGGAUCGCGAAUGGCUUUCCAUGCGCGGAGGACCUUUACGUUGGAUCGAGAGAUGGAUAGCUAAACCGAGAAUCUCGACGGGAAGACGGCCCGUUCAUUCGCACGAGACGAGUAAAUAAAACGAGAAGGAACAACGCGAUCAAGGAACGAAGGAUCGAUCCUUCCGCGAGUAUAGUGAUAAUGUAGAGAAAGAGAGAAACGAGCUCGCAGUUUUAUACCGUUCGGAAAACUCGUCCUCGGUACGAUUUUACAUUUUAUUUUUAUAAUAAAUGCAGUAGAAUGUAGGAGAAAUCGAGAGCGAAAGAGAGAGAGAGAAAGAGAGAAAGAGUGCAGCGAGUGAUAUGCAAGGGGAGAAGGUGGAGAAGUAGAAGGCGAGAUAGAAAAAGAGCCAGCCGGUGUGUUCGCGAGGGACGUAAGUGGCCUCGUUGCAGGCCCCUCGAUAUUUGCUUGGCUGUGCCUGCGAGCUGGUCCCCGCCCGCCCGUCCAUCCGUUGCAGAAAAACCAUCGGGAAUCGAUUUCCUUUCGCGAUAUUGCCUUUCGAUUUGACAUCCGGAGUCGAUGACCCUCCGAGCUGUCGAGGGGGGAACCUCCGCGAAUCGUUAAACCUCGGCAAUACGCUCCUUGCCCCCUUCGCGUUUAAACUUUGAACCCGGAAAUUCUCUCUAAUUAUUUUCCGAUCGUCGUAGACGCCGCUUGCGAAGCGUUCAUAAACAAGAAGAAGCAGUUUAUGCAGAUCUCGGUCUAUUAAGAUUAAUUACUUUGAAUGUGGGAACAUUAAUUAGUGACUUAACGAUGAUUUGUAGCGUAACCGAUCCCUCUUAAUGCUAUCUAUUCUCAAUCGAGCAGAAUCGUCCGCGGAGCUUUACGGUGCUAAGAAAAAGAGUCAAGUACAAAGAUAACGAGAGUCAAUCAGAAGCAGGAUGAACGGCGGGCGGGAUAGUUUCGAGGGAGCAACGUCGUCGCUUAGCGUUCACAAGGUUAAUUAGGUGAUUACGUAAUUAAAAGGCCGCACGUUAUUGUCCUUGUCGGCGAGGCAACGGGCUCGUCCGGUUGCAAAAAGAAAAGAAUCGAUCGAUUAAGACGAGCGCUAAAUUUUCACGCAGCUAUUUUUACCUUCCGGAGUUAACGAACUUACUACCCUCCUUGGUGCUGAUUUUCUAAGAAACUUGUUUUCGCAAUCUAACUUUAGUCGACCUUGACUACGGGGUGUUCAUCAUAAAACGCUACCGAAGCUUCGCUUCGUAAUGUUACUUUGUAAUGUCGCUAUAAACAUUUAGUAUACAGCUGAUGAUUAUCGAGAUAUAACGCUUUACAACGAAAAUUCCACUUUCGUCAGUCAGAACUGUGUCUUCCCUUCUCAAAAAUCGCCUAUGAAAGAAGAGAAUUACGGGUUGCGUUUUAAAAUGAACACGCGCCGUAUAUUCUAUCCUGCAUAGCCCUCAAGUUGUCCCGAUCGAUCUCUGAAUAUUAAUUGCGCGCGGUUGUUUCGGUUUCCUGCACUUGAAUUAAUUCGAUAAUACGCCUCGUAAUUUCCAAGAUAAUAAUUACGCCAACCCUCGAGAGGAGAGAUAUACGGGGUACGAAAUUGGAUACUGGAAAUUUCACGAAAAUUAGCAUGUACACACUUGACGAUCGAUCUUCCAUCGUUCGCGUCUUAUCGGUGGAAACGUGUGCAUUCGAUCUCGUUCGCAAGAACGCACGUGGCGCGUUCGAGCCUCGCCGACGAGUAUCCCGCGACUAUUACACGUGACAGUAACGGCGGCGGAGGUGCCGCGAGCUGCGGGCCGCGGGCACUAGGUGCUAAAAGUAUUCAAAAGUGUUAAUCCUGUGGCCGUGGGACAAAACGCAAGGAUGCGGGCCCGAGGAGACAAUCCGGAGACCACGCCGGCGUCGAUCCGCGUUUAUCGAUCAGCCGCGUCCGCGCGCGUCCUGUCCUUAAUAGACACUAAUUUCCACGACGUUUUCGUAGCGCGUCGAUGUAGUCGUAGCGUGUAAAUGUCUAGCGUGUACUUUCUAAGUAUGUAUGUUUAAUCGUUUUUUCUUACGAACUUUUGUAUAGGCCUUUUUGUAAAUUAUCCUCGCACCCGGUCGCGGCCCGUCGAAGCCCGGGAUCGAUGUCGGACGACCCUUUCCCAGAGAAAACGCGGGGAUCCGAAUCGAAGGGUUCGGUGCGCGAGGACGAGAAGGGUGGGUUCGCAAUUUGUGUGAUCUGUGUCCGCUUUAAAUCCGGGAUCGUACCUAAAAUAAACGUUUUGUAAAUAACGAACUUGCAUCCCACUUACGCGCCGAAACUUUCGAUCUCGUCGUCGUGUUCGCGAGAAUUUCGGGGAGCUGGAAGAAAUCGUUUUUUAUAUGAAACCUCGGUCCAAAGUGAAACUGUGUGUGUAUAGGUGAAAAUUUAUAUACUCGAGUUAUGUCGGCUCGAAUACUGGGAUGGGGGAGGGGGAGGGGUUGGUCGACGGGAUGGUGGUCUCCGGACGGGUCGGGGGUGCGAAACAAGUUUUAACCGUGGAACUAACUACUAAAAUAGACGUGAGAAGACGCUGAUGAAGAACAGAACCCUUUAGUAAUAUCUAAACUUAAUUGUAACUAUUAUAACGAUACGUACGACUGUGGUAGCUAUGCUAGUACCUGCUAUUGUUAAAGAGAAAGUGAAUGAGAUAGGGACGACCGAAGAGGAACGGUGGGGAUGCCGCUGGAAAAAUCGAAUCACAGCAUAGUGCCUCAGUGCGUGUCGACAUUCGCUCACACUUGACUUCUACGGUGAUUUUCUUGCGUUACACGUACUUCUGUUUAACAUUGGACAUUCGUUUCGAUAAUUUUAUUACCAAAUUCAAUUCAACUGAAUUACAAAAAAAAAAUAUUGAACUUAUGAGGAAUUAUUGAUCCAAAGUCACGAUACAUGUUUUUAUCAAAUUUUGUAAUAUUUUAUAAACGAAUUUGCUUAUCUUUUGCAAAUGUUUGCUUCUUUUAUGAUACGCACUGGAGUCAUUGUGCAUCGAGACAAGUUUCGCACCGCGUUCUGUCAGUGAGCCUCGCAAACUAUCCAAAAUCUGUCUUACGAUAUCUUGUUUUUUUCGCGUCGACGUGCAGGUGCCCUCUCGUUUCCGUCGCCCCGCGCCAGCCUACGUCGCGUCGCGAUCGCGCCUCGUAAAACAGAAAUACAAAAACGACGUUUAUUCUUGUAAUUUUUCUAAUCGUUCACGCACAAUUGGCUUGAAGCGGCGCGAAAAUUUUUCACAACUCGCGGCGGCGAAAAUCAGAUCGGAUAUCCGUCGGCCGUGUUUUUUACGUCACAAUCCGAAAGUGACGUCUCUCGCACGCGAGAGGAAAUCCCGGACGGGCACGCGAGAAAGGGAAAGAGCCGAGAUUCUUUCUCCGUGACACGGAAUCGCGAAAGUUUCGACAGCCCGCGGUCGCACCUCGCUGACAGUUCAGGCAGCUGGACAACGGCGAUAACGACGACGACAAUGACGACGGUUGAAGUCGAAGAGGCGAUGAAAGCAAGUCGGUAGGCGGAAACUUUCGAAAUCAUUGCGACCGCGGAAACUUUGCAGACUUUAAACGGGUUUCGUCCGGACUUUCGAAUGGUACUCGAAUGCGAAUCAACGCGAUCGGCCGGCCGGCCGGCCGGCGACGACGUUUGUAAAAGCCGACUUACGGUCGGGUACGCGAUCUGAAAGUUUUGUGCUUCUCUAUGUCGAAUUCUAUGGCAUUUAUACUGUGCGUGGGGCGACGGAAAGGGGAUGGCGGAAAAGGAAGACGGAGCGCAAAAUGCGAAACGGUGAAUAAAAGAGAAAGAGGGGAAGAGAGAGAACAAAAGAGAGCGGAAAAGAGUGGCAACUCAAUGCAAUAAGUCGCGAAUCAAAUGGAUCUCGGCUUGAGACGAGAGGCUCAGAUUAGCGAAGAAUCAAACAUGAUGUAUACUCUUUAAAACAAACAAACAAAAAGUGAAACUAAGAGACGUGAGAAUAAAUAAAGGGGAAUAACUAAACUAGGAGACGCGCGCGCGUAAAGUGCGCAACGGGGCGCGAAUAGAGCGGCGCGAAUCAACGUGAGCGAGAGAAAGGAAGGGAGAGAAAGAGAAGUUAAGUGAAUCUAAUUAAUACUGAUAGAGCAUACACAUUGAGAUACACAAAAACAUAUAGUAUUAUACGUUUUACGAUACGAUUGUAAUGAACACUUUGUAAGUAAAGGAAAAAAAAGUUACGCAUAGUUUUCCAUACCCCGUAAUGAAUGUAAUUCGUUGAAAGGGAAAGUUCAGACAAAACACACACAUACACACACAUACACGGACGGACGGACGGUUAAUAGGAGUUACAAGCGCGCGCAUACACACACACGCACACACAUGUUCGAAGUCACUCGGGUACACACAAGAAUUAAUAAGAAAAAAAAAGAAAAGUCAGUAAUCUGUCUUUAAAGUAUCAUGUGUCUAUAAACUAUAGCGAUCGAUAUUGUCUCUUAAAUAAAUGGCAAAAAAAUACAAAUAACCGUGGUAACGUCGUGUAAGGUAGCGAUAAACAAACACUCUGCAAUAUAAUGACAUAAUAUAUAUUCUUACAUUUAUAACAGCGGAACAUACAUAUAUGUGACGAGAGCAGACUGCGAGAAGCCCGAAAGAUCGUGUAAAAUGCGCGUAUCGAGGAGUAUUGGAAGACGCCAUCGUGCGAUAAGACUCGGUCUCCUUCCCUCGGAAUCAUUAACGAAAGAGAAAAGAAAAAAAAAAUGGCGUAUUUCGAUACUGCCGAACGCGCACGGAGAUAUCACACGGGUACACACGACACACAUACAUACACACACACACACACAUACACAUAAAGUAUACACAAAGAGAGAUCCAAAAAAAAAAACUAUCGAUUAUUCUACCAAGUAAAAUGAAUUAACAAGAGGAUGAUAAUUAGAUUUGUAAUUAAUUACAUAUAUAUUUUUCAAUACUUUAACUACUUGCUGAAUGUAAACUAUAUACAUAUAAUUAUAUAUAUUAUAUACAUAUAUUAUAUAUAUAUUAUAUACAUACACAUCUCUAUGAGCGCGAUGCCGCGCGCGAAAGGGUGAAGAAGGGCGCGACGAUAAAAGCAGCCUCGCGGAGAAUUCCCGAGGGAACGCCGAGGGAGAAAAUUAAAAGGGUGAAAUCUGAGGAGGAUCGCCGGAGGAAUUCCGGGAGCGGAUGGAGAGGACCGUCGGCUGAAAUAACGGUCCUCCGAUUUUUUCGGUGUUUUCCCCGGAAGACUUUCGGCGGCGUCUUUUAUCGGCGCGAUCGCUCGCUUCCGGCUCCGCCGCGACUCGCGAGGCUCGAGAGGUGAGGGAGCGAGAGAACGUAAACAUCCAGGGUAAGGAGGGUGAGAGAUAUUGUCUUUCGUUCGCAGUGGAUCACGCGUCGAGCGGAAACGAGCGACGAAUACCCUUCUUUGACCGCGCCCCUCGGGAAGGCGGAAGAGUUUCUGCGAGAUCUUUUUGUACCCCACUCAAGUUACACUCUCGGUGUCGAAAAAAAAACUACGUUACACUACGUGUAAGUGCAUCCUAAAUGUAACUGUUAAUUGCCCCUACUCCAAAGCCCCCCUAACCCACGCCAUUUGUAGAGAGAAGAAAUAUCGCGAGUGUGGGAGGGAGAGAAUGCGAGAUACGCGUGUGAGAUGGAGUGACUGGCUGUGCGUGGCGAUGCGUGCAUGCGUAUGUGGAAGUGUGAAGACACGUUCGUUCGCCUUAGUUACCUUUUUUCCUAGGUGCAAAAUUGGGAAAAAUGGAGAUCCUUUCGAAUGAUUUUGGCACGCGUAUGAUUGUUACGUAGAUCGUACACUUACGAUUAUUACUAUUAUGAUUAUGAUUAUUAUCUCUAUCCCUUAGACGAAAAGAAAGAGAGACAGACACACUGCGCGCCUAUAUAUAGCUGUAUAUAGGUCUUUUCUCACCUCAGCUAGUUUCUUUUUUCUUCGUCGUUUAUUUUUCUUUUCUUUUUUUACAUAUAUAUAUAUAUACUUAUACAUAUAUUAGAGAUGUAUUUUCUGUUGGCUCGUUAGAUUUUGUUCCUUUAUUUUUGUACGAAGACGCAACAUCGGCGACGACGAGUCGUCGAUUUUACCUAUAUAUAUAUAUAUAUAUAUAUAUAUAUAUAUAUAUAUAUAUAUAUAUACAUAUACAUAUGAACAUUAUAUAUAAUUGUAGUUCGCUUAUAAGAUUAUCGUUCUACCCUUCUUUUGAUAUAGUUUGUUAUUGUUGUUUUUGUAUGAUAUUUGAUUAUAUAUACCGACGCGUGCGUGCCGCGCGUCAGAAAAUAAUAUAUAUAAAUAUAUACUACCAUAUUAUAUAUAUAUAUAUAUAAUAUAUAUUUUUGUUAAUAAUACAGUGGUUUGAUAACUACAUUAGCCUGUUAAUGAUGAAUUUGUUUCUCUGUUUCUUACGGCCCGUGAAUAUACAUAGAUAGACACACGUGCAUAUACAUAGAUAUAUUAUACAUAUAUACAUACCUAUAUAUAUAUAUAUAUAUAUAUAUAUAUAUAUAUAUAUAUAUAUAUAUAUACAUAUAUAUACAUAUAUCGCUACAUUAUAUUUUGUUUAACAGUGUGACGAAGCGACAAUGAAGCGUUUCUUGAAAUUUGUCGAGCGACUUUACAAGGGGCUCCGACACGAAAUAUUGAAUAUCGAAACUCGCGUGUAAUAUAACUUAUAAUAUCAUUUUGUAAAUUAUUUUUUGUAUUUUUAUAUAUCUACAUAUAUAAAUAACGAAAGCAUACAAAAGAGAGUCGCGGAACAGUGUUAUGCGCACGGCGAGAAAUCAAGAGAAUUUGAAAGAGAGAGAAAGAUCGAGUGAGAGAGAGGGAGAGAAAGGUACGAGAGAAUGCGACGGAGAUGAGAGAACGUUCGUGAUGAAAGGAGGAGGGAAAAAAAAACAAGAAGAAACCGCGUGACGCAUUAAUUAACACUGACGAUACUUAAUCAGUCGCUGACAGUCCUUUCGUUGAUCGAGAGUGGCGCCAAGACGAUUAUUAUCCGAACGACUAUACGAGAUCGCAUACGGCGCGUAUGCAACGUUUGUAAAACUGUAAACGACACGAGACACACAUGUGCAUACACACAGACACACGGCGCAAAGUUUUAAUUUAAUACGACACGCCAGUCCCGAAGAUUUGCGAUUUGUUCCCGAUUAUUUGUACCUCUCUGUAUGUAUUUUGCAGCUUGUCAGUGCUUUUUGUUCAUUAUUACAUUACCUGAUAAAUAUUAA
This is a messenger RNA of Solenopsis invicta (red fire ant), 15786 nucleotides long. RefSeq names its product protein Tob1. The record is from RefSeq and is a predicted model, not a curated record. Lineage: Eukaryota; Metazoa; Arthropoda; Insecta; Hymenoptera; Formicidae. Gene Ontology annotation, biological process: regulation of gene expression. Gene Ontology annotation, molecular function: transcription corepressor activity. Bases 5573 to 7066 code for a protein of 497 amino acids. The transcript is spliced from 3 exons. Gene Ontology annotation, cellular component: nucleus; cytoplasm.